AUGGCUGACAAUCAAAAAAUUCAAUUUAAAUUAAAGAAUAGUAUUGGUUCACUAGAAUUUGGAAAACCAUUUAUUAGUGGUCCACGUGGUAUUGCUUAUCGUCCAAGUGAUCAUCUAUUAUUCAUAGCCGAUUCAAAAAAUGAACGUGUUGUUGGUUUUACCGAAGAUAAUAAAUUGGCUAAAAUUAUAAGUCAUUAUGGAACAAAAAAUGGUCUUUGCAUUAUGAGCAAUGGGCAACUAUUGAUGACAGACGAAACUCAAAUUCUUUUAAUGAAUAAUGAUUUACGUUUGGUAAGAGCAUUUGGCCAAGAUGAUAUCGAUGCUGGUUUUACUAAUUAUCAAGGAGUAUGUGUCGAUAAUAAUGAUCUUAUUUAUAUAUGUGAUCAAGCCACACGUCAAAUUAAAGUUUAUGAUCCAAAAACCCUUGGUAUUGUCCGAUUUUUUGGUAAUAAAAAUUUAUUCAGUUCAUUAGCUUAUUGCACAGUGAACAAUGAUCAUUGUUUUAUCACCGAUCCCCAGGGUAGUUGUGUUCAUAAAUUUACAACCGAUGGUCAAUUUGUCAGUCGAUUUGGAAUCGAAACAAAUGAAUAUUUUCAAAAACCAUUAUCUAGCCCUAGAGGAAUCAUACCAUUUAAUAAUGGUAAACACUUGCUUGUUGCUGAUAGUCAUAAUGAUCGUUUGGUCGUAUUCGAUAAUGAUGGAAAAUUUGUACAGUUAAUAAGAGAAAGUAUCGAUUAUCCCGAAAGUCUUGCUACAAAUAAAAAUGGAGAUAUAUUUGUGGCAAUGCGUGAUACAAUUGGUCUUUUUUCAAGAGAAAAUUAA
This is a messenger RNA of Didymodactylos carnosus, 822 nucleotides long. NCBI's taxonomy places the organism in Eukaryota, Metazoa, Rotifera, Eurotatoria, Philodinida, Philodinidae. The record is from the annotation of a GenBank genome assembly.